AUGCCAUUGCGAUCCGGCCUCCAAAUCAACACACCAACCCACUCGAUUUCUGAUUCCGACGAAUCUGAAGCCAGCUACAAAGCACCCAAGAACCGUAAACGACGUCCUGCGAAACAAACCACCACGAAACGUGCUCCACGAAAAAAGAAAAAUCAAACUCUUCAAACUGAUGGCAAUAAUGAAGACAAUCAAGCAAACCUUGCACUGCCUGAAUUUGAAGCUGAUGAAUCAUCUAGCCAUCAAGUUCCCAACUUAACAAACUAUCAACAGCUGGGAGUUGAGUGGGGCUUGGCUCGUGCAGAAAAAUACCUCGCUGACUCGAACUUCAAAAACCAACGAGUUCAAAAAGCCGAUUAUUUGAAGCCCAAUGUCUUCAAUCACAAUACAAUCUUGACAAAACAAUGCUAUGCAUUGUCCUCAAAUGUAGCCGCCGAGUACUGGAUGAAGCUCUGUGGGUCCUCCCAAAACAAUGUAUCAUAA
Molecule: messenger RNA, 480 nt
Organism: Melampsora larici-populina 98AG31
Lineage: Eukaryota; Fungi; Basidiomycota; Pucciniomycetes; Pucciniales; Melampsoraceae
Exons: 1
Coding region: 1-480 (159 amino acids)
Source: RefSeq, a predicted model, not a curated record